CGUACACAAAUCUUCUCAACUGAUGACGUGUGCUUUGCGCAAAAAUCCCCUUGUUUUCAGUUUCACAAUAAAACCGGAUAAGGGUAUUCCUCUAUAAACCGAGGGUAUUUUUGUGUGGAUUGUGUCUUGAAACAUAAAGGAAAAUGGAAACAUUGUACCAUCAAACAAAUAAGCAAAUACAGGAGGUGCAGUCCCUCAUGGGACGCCUGGAGAACACAGAUCGUCAGUCUGUCCACUUGUUGGAGAACGAGCUGCAGGCCAGAAUCGACCAGAUCUUCAGCCAUUUGGAACGUCUGGAAAUCCUGACUAGCAAAGAACCGCUAAACCGGCGUCAGAACGCCAAACUGCGGGUAGACCAGCUGAAGUAUGAUGUUCAGCACCUCCAGACGGCGCUGAGGAACUUCCAGCACCGGCGCUACUCACGAGAGACCCAGGACCGAGAGAGGGAGGAGCUCAUGAGUCGUACCUUCACCACCAACGAUGCAGACACCUCCAUCCCCAUAGACGAGACGUUGCAGUUAAACUCCAACCUGAACAACGCACACAGAGGCAUGGACGACCUCCUGGGCAGCGGCAGCAGCAUCCUCACCGGACUCCGGGACCAGAGGGGGACGCUCAAGGGAGGAGAAGAGAUGGUGUUCCUGGUGGAGGCUGCUGUGGGCCUCCUGUUAUCAGGGCGUCUGGUGAUCAGAUGGGCUGGCCGUGAGAAACAGCUGAGGGACAGACCGGGAGGACAGAAUGGCUGGGUGUGGUUCCUCAGACAGCCUCUCCCUAAUCAGGGACCCACAAGAAGAUGCUGGAUGUGGCCAACAUGUUGGGUCUGUCCAACACGGUGAUGAGGCUGAUCGAGAAGAGGGCCACCCAGGAUAAGUUCAUCAUGAUUGGAGGGAUGCUGCUCACCUGUGUGGUCAUGUUCCUGGUGGUCAAGUACCUGGGCUGACCAUGACCGCGUCCUCAACCACAGUUUUGCGUUGGUCUUGGACAUUUUUGCACAAUAAGCCCAUAAGAUACGUGAACGGUGAUAAAUUAGGCUCCUUGAAAGUAUUGUUUUCCGAUCGGAAGGCGAGGAAUUAUCCGUCUUUUAAUUUCCAUGGGUUUUGUCACCCACUUCUAUUUCAACCACUCUUUGUUUGCACCAGGAAAAUGGGUGUUAAGCAAGACAUAUACACUGAGUGUACAACACAUUAAGGAUGCCUUCCACCUUUUGCCCUCAGAACAGCCUCAAUUCAUCAGGGCAUGGACUCUACAAGGUAUUGAAAGCAUUCCACAGGGAUGCUGGCCCAUGUUGAUUCCAAUGCCUCCCACAGUUGUCAAGUUAACUGGAUGUCCCUUGGACCAUUAGUGACGCACACGGGAAGCUGAUGAGCAUAAAAAACAGCGUUGCAGUUCUUGACACAAACCAGUGCGCCUGGCACCUACUACCAUACCCUGUUCAAAGGCACUCUUUUGUCUUGCCCAUUCAGAGUGGCACACAUAUACAAUCCAUGUCUCAAGGCUUACUUAAAAAAAAAAAGCAUAUUCUCCAUUUAUACUGAUUUGAAGUGGAUUUAACAAGUGACAUCAAUAAGGGAUCAUAGCUUUCACCUGGUCAACCUGUUAUGGAAAGAGCAGGUGUCCUUAAUGUUUUUGCACUCAGUGUCUAUACUUUAAUUUGACUUCAAACUGAACAACGUGGAACCUUGCAUCCAUAACUCCAGCUCGCUGACACCUGCCACUCAUCUCGGCGGUCAUCCACCUGACGGCCUGUGUGUGAAGCCGUAGGUGGGUGAGAGAGAACAUUUCAUGACUGGCUACCUUAUUUCAAACGAAUUCUCCUUCAAGGUCCAUUUCCUUGCCUUAGUCUCCCCUAUAAUGAGUUCUCCAUUGCCUUGUGAGUGGUUUCAUCUUCACCAUCGAUUUGAAGCAUUAUUUUACUGUUUGCUGCUCUAUUUCCCAAAAUGGACAGAAAAAAAGUUCUGGAAAUGGAUGAAAAUCUGAUGUUGCACCUCAUCACACAUCCUAAUGACACUGCCUGGAGAACACUUAUGUCAGAUGAACCAAUACAUUUAUGUAGCCCAGGGAGGAAGAGGGCAGUUAACAGGGACCUGUGCACAAGCUACAGACCGAUUAGUAAGAACAAAAACACAACAGUGAUAAAAUAUUCUGCUUGUCAUGUUUUGAGAAACUAUCUAUACAAAGGUGUAUUGUCGUCACACUUUCAAAAUGUAAAUUGUCUGGACAUUUGCUUGGCCCUAGUCUCACUAUGUUAGUGCAACCAAGGUUCAAAUUGUAAUUCUCUGAAGAUCAAAAAUUAAACAUUUUAAAAACAACUGGUCUUAAA
This is a messenger RNA of Oncorhynchus kisutch (coho salmon), 2320 nucleotides long. Its product is annotated as Golgi SNAP receptor complex member 2. Gene Ontology annotation, molecular function: SNAP receptor activity; SNARE binding. Gene Ontology annotation, cellular component: late endosome membrane; ER to Golgi transport vesicle membrane; Golgi apparatus. The record is from RefSeq and is a predicted model, not a curated record. Gene Ontology annotation, biological process: intra-Golgi vesicle-mediated transport; vesicle fusion. Bases 144 to 836 code for a protein of 230 amino acids. Lineage: Eukaryota; Metazoa; Chordata; Actinopteri; Salmoniformes; Salmonidae. The transcript is spliced from 7 exons.